This is a messenger RNA of Entrophospora sp. SA101, 937 nucleotides long. Lineage: Eukaryota; Fungi; Glomeromycota; Glomeromycetes; Entrophosporales; Entrophosporaceae. The record is from the annotation of a GenBank genome assembly.
CCCAGAAGAAGUUUUAAAUUUUGGUGAUUUAGAAACUUUAAAAGAGCAGCACCAAGAAUAUCUAAAAUCCCAAGAAACCAAUUCGGAAGCAGACGAAGCCCAAACUCUCGCUGAUGCUAUUAGAUUGUCAUUAGGCAUUUUUAACCCUGAUGAUUUGCUUCCUAAAUCCAAACUCUCCGACCAAGAACUAGAAAAAUACCUCCAAGAAAAAAGAUUAGAUUUAAAGAAGUAUUUUGUUUUCAACCUUGGUAAAGAAGUGGAAACCAUUCCCCAAACAGUUAGUGAUGUUAGUGGAGAAGUUGUUUCGGAAAAAGUUCCUAAUCUUCGGCAAGUAAAGCCCUUCUUAGCGGAACAUUUAACCCAAUUAUUCAACGAUGCAGUGGAAGCACAACCCCAAGUCAAAGUUUUUCAAAGUAAAAAAAAUGUUUUAAAGUUUUUAAGAGAGAAUGACUUUAAGUGUCAAGCGGUUUCUUGCCCGGAGGAAAUAAUUGGAGAAAAAAAUUAUUGUCUUUAUCACCAAACUUGCUUAGCAAAAUUAGAAGAAAAAAAGGAUAUUCCGAAUAUUCAAGAAAUAGAUACUUUUAAGACAAACGAAUAUACUACUUUUGCUAAUUUGGUUGGUGAACCACAAGUGAGGGUGAUUAAUUUACCUUGCGAAACGGAAACUAGAGUUGAACUUAUUGAUGCUGCUCCUUCAUUAGAUCAUCAUCAUGGAGAACCAAACUCGAUAAGCAUGCCAGUCGAGGUAGAAAUAGGGGUUCCUAAUAAAAACCCCGAUGGUUAUUUAAAACCUUUGGAUGUAGUUUGGGUAAGGAAGGCAGCACUUCCUGGAGUUCGCUAUUGGCAUGUAGGAGUUUAUUUAGGUGAUGAGCAAGUUUGUCAUUUUAGUUCAGAGAGCAAAAGAAGAGAAACGAACAGAACCAUAAUUACUGAUUGA